This is a messenger RNA of Epithele typhae, 3183 nucleotides long. RefSeq lists its product as uncharacterized. The record is from RefSeq and is a predicted model, not a curated record. Lineage: Eukaryota; Fungi; Basidiomycota; Agaricomycetes; Polyporales; Epitheliaceae. Bases 1 to 3183 code for a protein of 1060 amino acids. The transcript has 11 exons.
AUGGCUCAACGUAACAACAAGAAGAAGAACAAUCGUCAUCAAUCUAUGCCCCAACCAACUACACCCUCGCCACAACUCGCUGCUCCCACUAACGGAGUCAUCAACGGCCACGAGCCGCCGGACGAGACUGAUCGUCGCCCACCCGAGACAAAGACACCCACUCCAAUUUCAUCCCCUACCCCGAUCGUUUCGCCGACUCCAAUCACCAUUCCACCUCCCAGGAUCACAGUCGAGACGAAGUGGCCCGGCGAGAACCUUCACACACCCCGGACAUCGUCUCCAUUGAGCACCGUGCACUCGGGAGUGGCAUCAGUCGCACGGGAUGGGUUCUUUGACAUCACGAGCGCCACGGAAACACAUGCCAUAGAAUAUCGUGCGGACAGAGUUACCUCAAUCCACGGCUCCGUCUACGACUAUAUCGGCGAUAUCUUGCAAGACCUGGAACGCAAGAAGUUCGUGAUCACCGCAUUGAAGGCUGGCCAUGAAUACACAGGACGACAGACACUCCGACCCAGCAAACAGAACCAUCUCCGACUCGUCCUCGGAAGCGGAGUGUUUCGCAAGGAACGUUACCUUCUCCUUGACAUCGUGGCCUCUCCGCGCAUGCUAGCAACGAGGAAGGAUCGUCUCUGGCCUGAUCCUGUCGACAUGGACGAGCUCGCCCUCAUGUUGGGACAACGUCGCGCGGAAGCCGCUCCAUCCUUUGUGAUCGCCGAUAGACGACUUCCGCUUGUUCCCGUUUGGGGCCGAGACAGCACGACCUGCAUGCGGAUGCAUUCCGAGAGUAAUUACGACAUCCUGUCUGUCUGCUUUCAACGCGAAGUCGAAAGUUUCCUACAAACGUUAGCCGACGUCCACACCUUCACUGAGAAAUCCGAGCAGCCCGACGAUGACGACCUGCCUGCUCUGCGACUCGGCGAACCCGAAUCCGUGAACGAAUUCCGCCCUCCUUCCCCCGUCAACGGCUUACGCACACCAAACGUCACCUACCAGCAGUGUGCCGAAGAACACUCACUGACGCGGGAGGAACCUCAGACGAAGUUCUACACCCCCGCAGGGAUGCCCGAAAAGUGGCCGACUCCUGCCAAGGAGAUCGUGGGGAGAGCUCUCACGCGAGCACAAGCCGCACUCUCGACGCAAGGCGCACUACGGCAGCAUGAGGUGUCUGAGAUCAAGCCCGUGGCAACACUGGCUCGUCACGAGUAUCCCACAGAUACGACGUCCCUCCGGAAUGAAUACCACGAGGAGUACCCACCGAUACUCCGUGAUGCACCUCCGCAUCUCGUGAACAUUGAAGAGGAUACCCGUGCAGCGGACCACCCGGAGGGGGAGGACCUCCAAGCGGAGGAUCACCUGGAGGUAGUGAUCACCACGGGUCACCCCCGGGUAAUUCUGAGUCGACCCGUACCCGUACCCGCGAAACCCGGACCCGUGAGCUCACGGGUCAGGCUGUUGUCGGCGCUCGCGCGCGCGGCGUACAGCUUGCCAGUCGUGACUCCUCCCUUCCUCCCCCUUCCCGCCUCUGUUCCUCUUCUCCGCGACGAAGACGACGCCGACCGCCGCCACAACCACCGCCAUCACGAUUGCGACCACGAGAUGGGCGAAGAGCAAGUUGGUGUGGCGCGCAUCGGCUGUGUGUGCCGGCAGGUCCGGGACAGGCCCGACUUCGACAUCGACGAGCUGAUCAACACGGUUUGGAGCGAGGACAACGAUGACAAUGAGAGGGACGACGCGCAACCGCGUGCGGCGAGUCUGACAGACUCGAGCCUGGACAUGGAGUGGACAUGUGAGUCCCACGCGCGAGCCUGGCACGCAUGCGUGCUCUACGAUCGCGUCUGCCCCUGGGACGGCCUCAUCAUCCUCGUCCACAUCACGGCGGCGGCGGCGCGAGCGGCGAAGCCCUCCCCACUCCUUUUCACAACGUGCCCCUCGCCCGGUAGGCUCUGGCCGGGCCACCACCUCGACCCGGACAUGCACACGUCUGUGCUUGAUGUGUACUUGCAUGUCUUGGAACUGAGGCUCAGAGGGAUCCCUCGGUUCUCGGCCGCGGACCACGCCCUCGUCUUCGACUUCCACGAGCACCACUGCGUGGGCGCGGGCGGUGGGACGUGCGAGACGUACGUGGCGAACAGGGAGGAGGAGGAGGCCAAGGCGCGGGUGCGGGCGGCGGAGAUCUUGGUGGAGAUGGCGGCAGAGGGCGACGAAGUCGAAACCGCGGACCUGGACGGCGACUACGACGACCGCCGCCACGACCACGACCACGAAAUGGGCGAAGAGCAGGUCGGAGUGGUGCGCAUCGACCGCGUGCCCCAGCAGGUUCAAGACGGGCUCGACAUGGGCAUCGAGCGGGCGUACUUCGGGAUUAGAGACAUCUUCGUCACUGGCGAGGUUGCACCCCCGCGCGAUACUGGCAAGCCUGGCGUGCUCUACGGCGGCCACAUCCGCCCUUGGGACGGCCUUGUCGUCCUCAUCCGCGUCCAGAUCCCGCCAGUGGGCGGUCCAUGUCCCGGUCCUCUCGCGAACCACAUCGAGGGCGCCACGCUCGACGGACAGCGCACGAAUCCCGCUGUCGCCGCCGCCGCCGCACCACUAACCCACGCCCCCAGCCUGUCGGCCCCCCGAUGCGGGCAGUCGACCUUGGAGACAACGGACGUGCCCUCGAGCGGGACCGUCUCGCGCGCGUCCGCCGCCACCGUGGUCCGCAAGCGGGAGCGCGAGCACCUCCAGGCGCACGCGCACGCCGCAGACCGUCUCGAGGUCAGCCACGGCGAAGACCUACGGGUCACCACGGGUCGCCGAGGGUUCACCCUGCGGGUGCACGGGUCAGCCGAGCACGACCCGGACCCUUACCCGUGGCACCCGACCCGCCAACCCGCACGGGUGGCCACCACCCGUGGUGAUCACUACCUGGAGGAGACUCCCCUAGCGGAGGCCCACCGAACAACGGACCACCAGGAGGGGGUCAUCCAUACGUCGGACCGCUCGGAGGAGGACCACCACACCGUGGACAACCUGGGGGAGGACCUCCACACGGUGGGCCGCCCGACGGAGGACCUCCGCACGGCGGGCCACCGGGGGGAGGACCUCCUCACCGCGGACCACCAGGAAGCGACGCGCGCGACACAAGGGGAAACCCACGUCCUGAUGGAGGGAAGUCAUCCCUUGGAGUACGCUUUGACAUGA